Labrus mixtus (cuckoo wrasse) is the source of this 1984-nucleotide messenger RNA. RefSeq names its product glucokinase (hexokinase 4) (gene gck). Lineage: Eukaryota; Metazoa; Chordata; Actinopteri; Labriformes; Labridae. Gene Ontology annotation, biological process: glucose 6-phosphate metabolic process; glycolytic process; intracellular glucose homeostasis. Gene Ontology annotation, molecular function: glucokinase activity; mannokinase activity; ATP binding. The transcript is spliced from 10 exons. The coding region runs from base 312 to 1676 and encodes 454 amino acids. Gene Ontology annotation, cellular component: cytosol; mitochondrion. The record is from RefSeq and is a predicted model, not a curated record.
GUCUUUUUCAUACGAUAUCUGAAAUUAACGAAGAUUAUUGCAGGAGCUUACUCGGCUUUCCUAAAAGUGACAUUCCCAGCACCUGGAAAGGGCCUUGUGAGUGUGUAAGCAGGUGUGGGGAAUAUAGAAUCCCAUUGGGUAAUUUUCAACAAGGAUAACAUUUACUUCACAUCUGAUGAGCGGGCGACGAGUUAUAACACAGUAAAGAGCAGAAACUUGGAAAGCAUCAAAAAGUAUCGUAAGCAACGAGUGAACCAGUAGAGCACAGAUGGUCGAAGGGACUCGCAGGAUUUGAUCCUCGUCGUGAUACGAUGGAUAAGGUGGAGCAGAUCCUGUCAGAGUUCAGGCUGAAUAAGGAAGACCUCAAAGAAGUCAUGAAAAGGAUGCAGAGAGAGAUGGACAGAGGACUGCGUUUAGAGACGCACGAAGAGGCCAGCGUCAAAAUGCUUCCUACGUACGUCUGCUCCACCCCUCAGGGAUCAGAGGUGGGAGAUUUCCUUGCUCUGGAUCUUGGGGGAACAAACUUCCGGGUGAUGCUGGUGAAGGUGGGCGCAGACGAGGAGAGGAGCUGGAAGGUGGAGACCAAAAACCAGAUGUACUCCAUUCCUGAAGACGCCAUGACAGGCACUGCUGAAAUGCUGUUUGACUACAUUGCAGAGUGUAUGUCAGACUUUUUAGACAAACACCACAUUAAGCACAAGAAGCUCCCUCUGGGUUUCACCUUCUCCUUUCCUGUACGACAUGAGGACAUUGACAAGGGUAUCCUUCUUAACUGGACCAAAGGCUUCAAGGCGUCUGGGGCCGAGGGAAACAAUGUGGUGGGUUUACUGAGAGACGCCAUCAAGAGACGAGGGGAUUUUGAGAUGGACGUGGUUGCCAUGGUGAACGACACAGUUGCCACCAUGAUUUCCUGCUACUACGAGGAUCGUAGCUGUGAAGUGGGGAUGAUUGUUGGUACUGGUUGUAACGCGUGUUACAUGGAGGAGAUGAGGACCGUGGAGCUGGUGGAGGGAGAGGAGGGGCAGAUGUGUGUGAACACAGAGUGGGGCGCGUUCGGAAACAAUGGGGAGCUGGAGGAGUUCAGACUGGAGUAUGACAGAGUGGUGGACGAGAACUCGAUUAACCCCGGACGGCAGCUAUAUGAGAAGCUGAUCAGUGGGAAGUAUAUGGGUGAGCUGGUCAGACUCGUUCUAAUGAAGCUGGUGAAUGAAGACCUGCUGUUUAACGGGGAAGCCUCAGAGCUGCUGAAGACACGUGGCAGCUUUGAGACACGCUACGUCUCACAGGUUGAGAGUGACGCUGGGGACAGAAAACAAAUCUACAACAUUCUGUUCUCGCUGGGUGUCCUGCCUUCAGACCUGGACUGUGACAUCGUGCGUCUGGUCUGUGAGAGUGUUUCCACUCGCUCUGCCCAUAUGUGCGGUGCAGGUCUUGCUGGCGUCCUUAAUCUGAUGAGGGAGCGACGCAGUCAGGAAGCCCUGAAUAUCACAGUUGGGGUCGAUGGAUCUGUCUACAAACUACACCCAUGUUUCCGUGAAAGGUUCCACAAAAUCGUCAGGGACCUCACUCCUCACUGUGAGAUCACCUUCAUCCAGUCGGAGGAGGGGAGUGGUCGUGGAGCUGCUCUUAUCUCAGCGGUGGCCUGUAAGAUGGCAGCAUGCAUGCUGACACAUUAAACAGGGUUGUGCACUGAGCUCUCUCCCAGCAGGAGAACAGAGAAACAAGCCUGAACUCUGAUCUGAGAACACUGGUGACGUGACAUCUCACAGUCGGCAGCUAUAUCCCUUUUUCUUUUUUUUCUUUUUUAGUUUUAGAGAUGUUUUUCUGCAAAUUGGAAACUCACCACUGAAAGGUGGACUAAUAGUUAUCAACUUAGAUUAUAGACUAUUUUGUUGUAUUAGACCAAUUUGUACCAAUUAACAUGUAACUCAAGUUUAAGAUCGGUUCUCUGUUGCACUCAGAAAUGAGGUUGCAGGAACACUCA